Messenger RNA from Gaeumannomyces tritici R3-111a-1, 249 nucleotides. RefSeq lists its product as hypothetical. Bases 1 to 249 code for a protein of 82 amino acids. The transcript has a single exon. The record is from RefSeq and is a predicted model, not a curated record. Gene Ontology annotation, molecular function: protein binding. NCBI's taxonomy places the organism in Eukaryota, Fungi, Ascomycota, Sordariomycetes, Magnaporthales, Magnaporthaceae.
AUGGCGGAGCUCGCAGCGACAUACCACAAUCAAGGGAGGUACGACGAGGCAAAGAAAAUGAAGGUGGAGGUGCUGGCACUGAGGCGCGACGUGCUCGGCGACAAGCAUCCCCACACGAUCGGGAGCAUAGCGGAGCUCGUGGCGACAUACCACGCGUUAGGGAGGUACGACGAAGUAGAGAAGAUAUCGGUGGAAGUGCUGGAAUUGAGGCGUGACGUGCUCAACAACAAGCAUCCCCACACGAUUUAA